UAAAUAUCCUUUCCAAUCAGAUAAGUAUUUUACCGUAAAACAUUAGGUUAUUGACUGAUCUGCCAUGGCGUAGUGACCUCCUGUGACCUCAGAACAGCUUAUCUGUUGUCUCUAGGUCAGAGGCAUAAGGUUAUGUACAUCGAUAGCAUGCUCAAUAUAAGUAAGUGCUUCAGCACUUAAGGGGACAGUGAAAAUAUCUGAGCAGCUGGAAG
This is a messenger RNA of Gryllus bimaculatus (two-spotted cricket), 212 nucleotides long. NCBI's taxonomy places the organism in Eukaryota, Metazoa, Arthropoda, Insecta, Orthoptera, Gryllidae. The record is from the annotation of a GenBank genome assembly.